AUGGUGAACGUCGCCAUUGCCCUCCUCAUGAAUGCCGCGGUGAUGGCCGUGGCGGCCUUGCACGGCCUGCCGCUGUGGCUGAGCGUCGUCAUGGACAACGGCACUCUGCUCGUCGUCCUCGCGAACAGCCUGUGGCCGCUGUGCUGGCGCGUGGCCCCCGCCGCGGACCCCGCAGCGGCCCGGGCCGAGGCGAGCGGCGGCCGGGAGCGCUUCCUCGCCCGGGGCCGCAGCGACAGCGACGUGCUGCGCCGGCUGGAGGAGCUCCGGCGGGAGAGCAGGGCGGAGGCGGCGAGGGGCGCCGUGAAGCACGGGUGCCAGCGGAGUGCGACCUGCUGCGUCUAG
Molecule: messenger RNA, 342 nt
Organism: Prorocentrum cordatum
Lineage: Eukaryota; Dinophyceae; Prorocentrales; Prorocentraceae
Source: the annotation of a GenBank genome assembly